Eufriesea mexicana is the source of this 2710-nucleotide messenger RNA. RefSeq names its product transcriptional regulator ATRX. The transcript is spliced from 5 exons. Gene Ontology annotation, cellular component: nucleus; pericentric heterochromatin. The record is from RefSeq and is a predicted model, not a curated record. Gene Ontology annotation, molecular function: chromatin DNA binding. Lineage: Eukaryota; Metazoa; Arthropoda; Insecta; Hymenoptera; Apidae. The coding region runs from base 149 to 2710 and encodes 853 amino acids. Gene Ontology annotation, biological process: replication fork processing; chromatin remodeling.
GGACUUUCUAUGGAGUAUAUUUUUUUGAACAUUCGAACGAUCCCGUGCCGAAAUUUCAGGCCGGUUCGCUCGCAGGAAAAUGGCGGCGCGAUAACCUGUGUUUUGAAACGUAACGUUGGACGUGAUUGUAAUCAGAAACACGUCGAAGAUGGAUAUUUCAAGUAUGCUUGAAGUGCAAGUGAAUGAAGUAAAGGAGGUGGACAGCAAAGAAAAUGUAACUCCUAAGGAACCACUUCCAAGUACGACAAAUGUUCCAUUACCAAUUUCUCAAGAAGAAUAUAGCUUCUAUAAGCUUAUGUUUGGCAACGAUGUCUCAAAAGUACGAUUUCAAAGACUACAUUGUACAGCAUGUGAUACACAUAUUGGAUCUGCACCAGCAGAUGCGCAUAACAUGUUUGAACAUCCUACAUUACGUACAUUGUUAUGUGCAAAAUGCAGAGAGUUUUAUGGAGAUGGCACCUUUGAACAAGGUGAUGACGCAACAGAUAUGUUUUGUAGAUGGUGUGCAAAUGGUGGCAAUUUAUAUUGUUGUUCUUUCUGUAGUAACACAUUUUGUUACAAAUGCAUCAAAAGAAACUUUGAUCCUGUAUUGAGAAAAAAGAUUGAAGCAGAUGAAAGAUGGAAAUGUUUUGUCUGUGAUCCCACAGACUUGUAUAGUGCAAGAGGAACUUGUUGGGCUUUGCUCCAACAUAUUCAAACAAUGAACAGAUUAUUUCAAAAUACUUGUAAGCUAUCCCAAGAAGAAAUAGAUGAAAAAAUGAACACUGAUGAAUCAAAGUGUUGCCCACGCAGAAGGAAACGAAAGCGCCGAAGAAAUGGUUCAAAUUCAGAAGAAGAUGAUGAGACUUAUAUACCCAAACAAAUAACACCAAAUGUUAUUUCUAAACGUAGAAAAAGAGGUCGUGGAAAGACAAAAUUCUCUAAUGGUAGCAAUAUGUCCAUGUCUGAUAAAUUUAAUAGCGGAAUGUCAGAAGACUCUUCUGUGGAUCACAGUGAAAUAUUACCAUCUUUGCUUUCAUGUGAACAGACGAUGGUUGAAUGUGAAAAUGCUACUGUUAGUGGAGAUGGUACGAUUAUUUCACAACCUCAGGUAAAUCCAGGACAUCAUAGGAUGAAUUCUUCUAUUACUCAGCAAUCAACAAUGUAUAACACAUCUGUUGUGAAUGUCGUUGCAAACUCUAACUUUUUGCAAUCUACACCCACUAUUGUACCCCUUCGUCAUAUACCUAACUCACUAAAACAGGCAAAUCAAGUGAACUUAUAUCAGACACUACAUUCUGCAUCAACGCCGAUGGUCGCUAUACCUAAUCAGAAUGUCAAGAUAUUAGAUCGAUCACGUUUUUCUUUGAGCGAGUCGCAGAAGUCACGUAAAAGUACGAACCUGAACGUCAUAGAAAUUGAAAGCGAUCCGGAAGAUUUAGCAGUUGUCGGUCCGUCACGACUUCAACGUCCUCUUAAAAAAUAUUAUAAUACCCAUAAAGCUGUACCUGUUGCUCUUGUAAGUUCGAAGAAUAACUAUAAUAAUGCAAAGAGACAAGAGAUACAAGAGAGGCGCAACGCGAAAACAUUGAACCAAAGGUUGCUUCCUCAUGGUAAAGAGAUUAAUAGUAUUUUAGUGAAUCUAAAGAUGAAAUUCCAGGGUUUAUUCGACACGACCAAACGAGAAGAACUUAAGAAAUACGAGCUGAAUGAUGCUCGUAAUUUAAUUAAACAGUUUCAUUGCGAAAUACGUGACACUGUGACUCAGUUAGCUUGUAUUAAUGAUAGAAUAGUACGUGAAUACAAUAGAUGGAAGAGAUAUCAGGCAAAAGUGAGAGUUUCUCUAUCUUUAAAUACAGAUAAUACUCGUAAGAAGAUACAAUGCAAAGAGAUACCUCUCGAUAUGACUUGCAUUAAUGAAUCCGAUACAGAAUCCAAUAUUGGUAACGAAAUAGAAUACAGUAUUAUGGACCCAUCCGAACUGGUUGGUACUACGAAUGCAGUUGAUGGAAUAAAUUUCUUCAAAAAGAGAAGUACCAUAGAACGUGGUGUGGGUGAUCAUCCGGCAUUGUUGGUAGAUAAAUCGGUACAGAUAAAUACCAUGGAAUUACAAGAUUACGAUAGGUGUAUAAGGCAUUCUACAUUAAAGAAGGUGAAUCAACAAUCAGAUAAAAAGAAUGAUACGCCUAUUAAACAGGCCAAUAAGCAAUCUGCAAAUUACGAAGAACAUUUUAUUCAAUUCUUACAAAAGCAAAAUUUGAAGUCUCGAAGUAUGCAAGCUGAAAAUUUAAAAGAGUUACCUGAUCCAAACGAGACGUCACUGAAGGAUUUAAUAGAGGCUAAUUCACCCUUCAUUUCCGAAAUGUUAGAAACUAUGGAUAAAUCGGCAGCUUCAAGUAGUAAUAGUAACUUGAGUAUUUCUGUUAAGAGGGAAAGCGAUUUGAGAUGCUAUGAACCACGACGAAAAAACUCAAUUACUUGCAAAGCUGUUAAUGAUCUUGUAAAGAUGGUUAGCAAUAUAAACGAUGACUUAGAAAAAAAGACUGUCGCAAAUGAAUCCAUUGGUAAUGAUUUGCAAAAACAAUCUGAAAUACAAAAAAGACAUUUUUCUACUGCUAAUAAAGUUUGUGUGAUAAAUGUGUCAAAAAAUAAUGAACAGAAUUCAAGCAAAACUAUUGCCAUAGAAUUUGAAAGCAACAAUGAAGAUGACUGUACUAUUAUCGACAAUUAA